Aspergillus melleus is the source of this 1023-nucleotide messenger RNA. RefSeq lists its product as uncharacterized. Lineage: Eukaryota; Fungi; Ascomycota; Eurotiomycetes; Eurotiales; Aspergillaceae. The record is from RefSeq and is a predicted model, not a curated record. Gene Ontology annotation, molecular function: L-amino acid transmembrane transporter activity. Gene Ontology annotation, biological process: amino acid transmembrane transport. The coding region runs from base 1 to 1023 and encodes 340 amino acids. Gene Ontology annotation, cellular component: membrane. The transcript has 4 exons.
AUGGCGCCCAGCAGUAUGCAGAUAUCGACAUCGGAGGAGAUUGGAACGGCAGGCACGGACCUUAAGGUUCAAGAUUCCCUUCGGGUCGAGGAGUCCCACGUACUGCAGGACCGAAACAUCGGGGUCUUCGGGGCAAUUUCUCUGGUGGUGAACAAGAUUGUCGGGGCUGGGAUAUUUUCCACGCCCGCUACCAUUUUCCAAUUGAGCGGCAGUGUGGGAAUGGCCCUGCUGAUCUGGGUUAUCGCCGGCCUCAUAUCGACGUGCGGGGCCCUGGUGAUGUUGGAACUGGGUACUCGGAUGCCAAGGUCAGGUGGAAUGAAGGUGUACUUGGAGGCCGCAUUUGCACCAAAGCUCCUAGUCACCUGUAUAUACUUGUUCUACUGCAUCUUCUUGCAGGUCUCUGCAAGUAAUGCGAUCACCACGUCUAGCUACCUGCUCCAAGCCGCCGGGGUGGACGGCACCACCUGGCGAUUGCGAGGUCUAGCCAUCGCGGCUUCGGCAUUCGCGGUGGGCAUUCACACGGUGUGGCCUCGAGGCGGCAAGACUUUGCAAGACCUACUUAGUCUGGUCAAACUGGUCAUCUUGCUGUUCAUUGUUUGUACCGGAUUUGCAGCUCUGGCCGGCCACGUGCCGAACACACACAACUUCGAUCUGUCGACUUCGUUUCGCGGAACAUCGAAUGAUGGCUACAGCAUUGGCACAGCCUUGCUAAAUGCCAUAUUCGCAUUCCACGGUUACGAUAAUGUGAACACAGUGCUAUCGGAAGUUCGCAACCCCCACAAAACCCUUCGCAUUGCCCUGCCCGCGGCAAUGGGGAUAAUCACGGUGCUGUACAUCCUUGCCAACAUUGCAUACUUUGCAGCAGUACCAAGAGACGAGUUUCUCCACAGCGAAGUCACAAUUGCCGCCAACUUGUUUUCAAAUGUAUUUGGCCAAUCUGCGGCGGUCAAAGCACUACCGGCUUUGGUAGCUAUAUCUGCCCUGGGACACCUUCUGGGAAUCGCCUUCACCGUUCGUAAGUAG